Messenger RNA from Knipowitschia caucasica, 1554 nucleotides. Lineage: Eukaryota; Metazoa; Chordata; Actinopteri; Gobiiformes; Gobiidae. The record is from the annotation of a GenBank genome assembly.
AUGGAAGAGCUGGUGGUGGAGGUACGGGGGACCAGCGGAGCGUUUUAUAAGGCAUUUGUGAAGGACGUUCAGGAGAGUUCUGUCUCUGUCACCUUCGAGAACAACUGGCAGCCUGAGAGACAGAUCUCCUUCAGUGAUGUGCGGUUUCCUCCUCCUCCAGGAGCAACUCUGAAGGAGAUCAACGAGAGCGACGAGGUGGAGGUUUACUCCAGAGCCAACGACAAGGAGCCGUGCGGCUGGUGGCCCGCUAAGGUCCGCAUGGUUAAAGGAGAGUUCUAUGUCAUUGAGUAUGCUGCCUGUGAUGCAACGCUGAAUGAGAUUGUGACGCUGGAGCGACUCCGAGCCGUAAAUCCGAACAAAGCUAAUGCUAAAGCUACGUUCAUCAAGAUCAGACUGGACGUCCCAGAAGACCUGCGGCAGCUGUGUUCUAAAGAGUCCUCUCACAAAGACUUUAAAAAGGCUGUGACUGCGUUUAGUGUGACCUACGACUCUGAGAAGAAGCAGCUGGUCAUCCUGUCGGUGAACGAGGUGACCACGAGGAGAGCUCAGAUGAUGAGUGACAUGCACUUCAGGAGCCUGAGGACCAAACUGUCUCUGAUGCAGAGGAACGAGGAGGCUAGCAAGCAGCUAGAGAGUUCCAGACAGCUGGCGUCUCGGUUCCAUGAUCAGUUCUGUGUACGUGACGACCUGAUGGGUCUGGCCAUUGGGACUCACGGAGCGAACAUCCAACAGGCACGAAAGGUCACAGGGGUCACCAACAUCGACCUGGACGAGGAGACCUGCACCUUCCACAUCUACGGAGAGGACCAGGAGGCCGUGCGCUUGGCUCGCACUUUCCUGGAGUUCUCUGAAGACGUCAUCCAAGUUCCCAGGAACCUCGUUGGGAAAGUGAUCGGAAAGAACGGGAAGCUGAUCCAGGAAGUGGUGGAUAAGUCUGGAGUGGUGAGAGUCAGGAUCGAACCAGAGAACGACAAGAAGCCCACAGCCGCCACAGACGAGGGGAUGGUUCCAUUUGUGUUUGUUGGAACAAAGGAGGCCAUUUCUAACGCCACAGUUCUGCUGGAUUAUCACCUCAACUAUCUAAAGGAGGUGGACCAGCUGAGACUGGAGCGGUUGCAGAUAGAUGAGCAGUUGCGCCAGAUCGGAGGAGCUGGACCAGGACCAGGACCAGGACCAGGACCAGGAUCCAGAAACCCCAAAGACAAGGUCUACGUGUUCGACAACGGAGCAGGACGGGGCGAGCGAGGGGACAGGGGCGAGAGAGGACGACCCUACGGGGGGCGUGGCCGAGGACGCCGAGGGGGAGGAGCUUUCACCUCAGGGACUAACUCAGAGGCGUCGAACGUGUCGGAGACUGAGUCGGACCACAAAGACGAGCUCAGUGAUUGGUCACUGGCUCCGGCUGACGAGCUGCUGACAGGAGGCGGGACUUUACCCAGACGCAGCGGAGAAGGGAGGAGGCGGGGCACAGGGGCGGGGCUACGGGGGAGAGGGGGGCGGGGCCGAGGGGGGUUCAAAGGUGAGAGACUCUUUGAUCACUGUUUGGUUAAAUGA